This is a messenger RNA of Nymphaea colorata (pocket water lily), 1823 nucleotides long. RefSeq lists its product as uncharacterized. The record is from RefSeq and is a predicted model, not a curated record. The transcript is spliced from 2 exons. NCBI's taxonomy places the organism in Eukaryota, Viridiplantae, Streptophyta, Magnoliopsida, Nymphaeales, Nymphaeaceae. The coding region runs from base 23 to 1501 and encodes 492 amino acids.
GAUCCGUUAUCGACCCAUAUUAAUGGGCUCCACUAUCUCCUCCCCCCCCGUCCCCCUAAAUUCACGAGCGAGGCUGUCGUCGCCGGCGUCCUUAGCCUUCGGAGAGAAGAAAACCGGAAGGCAACUCUUGGAUGGAAGGGGGAGCCCGGAGGAAGGCGAUCAGAAGGAGGAGAAGGAAGGGAUACCCAUGAAGCAGCAGCAGCAGCAGCAGUCGACGAGCUCGACCUCCCCCACGUCGGCCCUCGCCGUGUGGAGAUGGACGGCCGUCGACAUCAACUACCGGGCCGUCAUCCUCAUCCUCGUGCCCCUCUCCCUCAUCCUCAUCCUCUCCGUCCUCCACUUCUACGCCCCUCCCUUAUCCCCUCUCAGAUCCCUCUCCUUCUACUCCUUCCCGGUCUCGCGGGCGCCCUCCGCCGUGAAUCCUAAGAAGAGGAGCGCGGAGGCGGAGGGGGCGAAGAGGCGGAGGAUCGACGCGUCUCGGGUUGCGAUCUGCCUGGUGGGCGGGGCGAGACGGUUCGAGCUGACGGGGCCGUCGCUUCUGGAGCGGGUCGUAGGCGCCUUCAACAACUCGGACCUGUUCCUGCACAGCCCGCUCGACAAGGACGCGUACAAGCUGUCCCUCCUCAAGGCCGCCCCUCGGAUCGCUGCAGUAAAGAUCUUCGACCCGAAACCCAUACCCGAGGACCACUUCCAGAAGCACGUCCUCACCUCCAGCAACUCCCCCAAAGGCCUGCAGGGUCUGCUUCAGUACUUCAACCUCGUGGAGGGCUGCCUGACUAUGAUCGAGAAGCACCAGGAGGAGAACGGGUUCAAGUACGACUGGAUCGUUCGUACCCGAGUCGACGGCUUCUGGUCCGCGCCCAUCUCCCCGAAUAACUUCGUCCCGGGGAAGUACGUGGUGCCCAGCGGGUCGCGGUACGGGGGCCUCAACGACCGCUACGGGGUGGGCGACCUGAACACGUCUCGGGCUGCCCUGUCCCGCCUCUCGUUGAUCCCGGAACUCUACAAGGCGGGGUACCAGCAGCUCAACUCCGAGUCGGCGUUCAAAGCGCAGCUGAAGACGCGCAAGGUCCGGUUCGUGGAGCGGCGCGUGCCCUUCUGCGUCCUGAGCGACCGCCAGUACGCUUUCCCGCCGGUGCGCUACGGCGUCCCGGUGGCGGCUGUGAGCAGCGAGGGGCCGCUGAGCGGGGCCAAGUGCAGGCCGUGCAAGGCCGUCUGCAGGGGGGCGUGCGCGGCGGACGUGCUCGGGAACCUGGACAGAGGGUGGAGCUGGACGGACGGGUCGCGCGGCUCGGCGGCUCUGUGCGACGCCAGUGGGCCGUGGGGGAAGGGCUGGGAGCGGGAGUUCGACCGGGCCGCCGGGAAGAGGCUGGCUGCUUGGAGACGUCGGAUCGCCGCGAUGAACGUCUCCCAGUGCGUUGAGAACUUCGAGUCGAUGCGGAAGCGGACGGCUUCUUGGGACGCGCCCUCACCGUCGGAUAUCUGCAGACGAGGGCUCUGAUCGGGCGGUUAGAUCCGUUACCUGCCAUUCUUUUUUUACCCCUUUCCGCAGUAACUAUUAUUUUUCUUUUUACCUGGUCGAUUUUUUUUUUUGUAUAAUUCGUAUUACCCUGAAUCUCGGAAGGGACAAAACUGCAAAAGUAACUUAUAUUGAAGGGCAACUGUGUAUCUUCACCUGCAUUUGGUUUUUCUUUUGGUGUAAUAAAUAGAAAAACUACAUGGAGGCCUGAAAUUUUAGAAACGAAUGAAGAGGGAGGAAAAUCGUUACUUGCUGUUUUGAGGCGAGGGCGCUUGCUCGGUGAUCCUUCCUCUUUCUUAUUUUA